Mesocestoides corti is the source of this 1677-nucleotide messenger RNA. The record is from the annotation of a GenBank genome assembly. NCBI's taxonomy places the organism in Eukaryota, Metazoa, Platyhelminthes, Cestoda, Cyclophyllidea, Mesocestoididae.
AUGUCAGUUCCUCUCGCCGACGGUGUUUCCAUCUCCGUUAACAAGAGCACAAUUAAGAGCUUCGGAUACGCUGCUCAUGCACACGGGAUAAUUCCUGAUUCCACCACCUCUAUGCUUGAACGGAACUGUAACCUUGAUAUUGAUAGACCUCCCGUUUCUUUCCGAAAAACGCACGUUAUUUGCACCAUUGGUCCCGCAAGCCGAAAUGUUGAAACACUUCACGAAAUGUUCGCGGCUGGCAUGGAUAUUGCUCGACUGAAUUUUUCCCAUGGAACUCAUGAAUAUCACGCGGAGACCGUAAAACUAAUACGUGAGGCUGAGCAGACGUUUAAACCUACGUUCCGCCCCAUUGCAAUCGCGCUAGACACCAAAGGGCCGGAAAUUCGAACUGGUUUAAUUAAUGGUAGUGGCACUGCUGAAGUAGAACUUAAAGUUAAUGAAAAAAUCCGUAUUACUUCGAACAAGAUGUUUGAGAAUCAGUGCAACGAGAAAACACUUUACGUCGACUACGCUAAUAUAGUAAACGUGCUCAAUGCCGGUUCUCAGAUAUUCAUCGAUGAUGGUCUUAUUUCUGUUACUGUAAAGGAGAAAGGUCCCGAUUAUUUGGACUGCAUUGUCGACAACGGUGGUAAGCUUGGGUCACGGAAAGGUGUCAAUCUUCCUGGCGCACCCGUUGACCUCCCUGCCAUGUCGGAAAAGGACAAACAAGAUCUUCAGUUCGCAAUCGAUAAUCAGCUGGAUAUCAUUUUCGCAUCGUUUAUCCGUGAUGGCGAUUGUAUUACGAAUAUGCGAGAGUUCCUAGGUGAACGAGGUGCAUAUAUUAAAAUUAUUGCCAAGAUAGAAAACCAUCAAGGCGUGAAGAACAUUGAUGAAAUCAUCGAAAAUGCUGAUGGGAUUAUGGUUGCUCGGGGGGACAUGGGGAUCGAAAUCCCCCCGGAGAAGGUAUUUUUGGCGCAAAAGAUGAUCAUUGCACGGUGCAAUCUUGUAGGAAAACCAGGCAUCUGUGCUACGCAGAUGCUUGAAUCAAUGACUUAUAAACCCCGUGCCACUCGAGCGGAAUCCGGUGACGUUGCCAAUGCUGUCCUUGACGGGGCUGACUGUGUCAUGCUUUCAGGCGAAUCUGCAAAAGGCCACUAUCCUGUACAGUGUGUAAAGACUAUGGCAACCAUUUGCAGGGAAGCCGAGGCCGUGAUUAAUCACACUCAGCUUUACAAUGACCUCCGGAGAGUGGUCAAAUUACCCGCAGAUACCAAUCUUGUUACUGCUAUGGCUGCAGUCGAAGCGUCUCUUCGUUGCUUGGCCAAAGCGAUUGUCUGCAUUACUACUAGUGGGAGGUCCGCCCAUCUAAUCGCCCGACAUCGCCCACGCUGUCCAAUCAUGGCCGUGACGCGCGAAGGCGUCACUGCUAGGCAGCUUUAUCUGUGGCGCGGUUGCUACCCCAUCCUCUAUAAAGAGUCAAAGGCUGACCUUUGGGCUGAUGACGUGAACCGACGCAUUGCCUGUGCUAUUGAACAUGGACGAAAGAUAGGUCUUCUUGCGGACAGGGACCAUAUUGUCGUUGUUGCUGGCUGGAAAUCAGAUCCAGGCACCACCAAUACGGUGCGAAUAGUUCAACUUGGUUCACUGGCUGAGCACAACAUCCUCGGGAUUCCCGAUAUCAUGAACUACAAGGACUAG